AUGAGUUCCUCAAGGAUAAUGGACCCUAAGGUGCGAGAGACUGAAGGAGAUGGAGAGGACAAUUCAGGAAAGAAAAAAUCAAAGUUCAAAUCUUUCAAAAAUUUUUUUGUGAAAAAGAAAAGGAAAGAAACAUCUUCUUCUGGAAGCAGCCCUCUGAAGCUAUUCCAGUCGACGAGCGAUGUCGCAGCCUCACACGACAUGCACGUUAAUUAUGAUUCUGAAGACGAACUCAAGACACAUAAAGGCAUUAUGGGGAGCAGAGCUUUGUCACAUGACAGCAUUUUCAUCCCUGAGACUGGGCAAGAGCCUGCAAGGCCAGUAAGAGUGUUUUCUCAAGAAAACGUUUCUGAUCGAAUUAGAGCUUUACAGCUGAAGCUCCAGCCUACCAUGAAACUGGGACCUCCGCCUCCACUCAGACUUCAUGCAAAGCGAACAGAGGAUGCUGGGACCAGUUCUGAAGAUGAUGGAUUACCCAGGAGCCCUCCAGAAAUGUCUUUGCUACACGAAAACCUAAAUUCAGGCACAGCAACAAGAUUCUCUGAUUCUCACAAGCACCUUAGCUCUUUGAGUUUAGCUGGAACAGGCAGUGAAGAAGAAGAACAGGUUACAUUGGGUCCUUCUUCUAGAUCUCGCUUUACAGACGGUCAGCUGUUCCCUAGGCAUGGAAGUGCUAAAACGGGAGCUCCCUGGAUACCUGACAGUCCCAUCUCGCCUGCAGCUGAUUUUGACACUCCACCUGAGUUUUCCUCUUGCUUGGAUAAUUCUGCUGCUAAACACAAGCUUUUAAUAAAACCCCGCAAACACAGAUCCAGUAAAAUUAGAAGAUUUUCUCAGAGGACCCAGUCUGCAUCUCUGACUGAUUUGAGCUGUACCCCAGAAGAAGAAGAGGAUGAUGAAAAGGAGAUGCAGACAGACUUGCCAGAUGCUGUAUUCAAACCCAGCAAUCAAAAACUGUCAUGCGGCACAGCUGCAGCGCAGGAUGUGGCUUCCUGGCUGAAGCCCAGAGUGCCUGAGGACCUUCCCCCUGCUUCGAGACCAGCGAUGACUCAGCCUGCUUCUGAGCCUGCUGUUCUACAGGAAGCCCUGCUACCAGAUAACAAACCGGAGGGCUGCCAACCAGCAGUGGAAACAAUGUGUGUGAAGUCUGAGUCCUCGUUGCUGUUAGAAGGCAAAGACUCCGCAACUUCGUCCUAUUCCAGUCCAGACAGAGAAGUACAAAAGCAAGAAGAUUCCUCAGAGACACCGUUUCUGUUGUCUGGGGAUGUGAGUGAUGGAGCAAUCAAUAUUUUAAAUCAAGAAAAUAAGGAGCUUCCUACUGUGUUUUCAGUAAAUAAAAUACCAUCCGAAGAAGAGAUUUCAAUUAGUAAGAACAGUAUUGUUUGCUUGGAAGGGUCAGAAGAAAAUGUGCAGCAGGAUGAUCAGAUACCUGUGGAAAUGCCCUGUAAUAAAGAGGCAAAGAAAGAGGUUGCUCUGUUGUCAGAGUCCAGCAAGCAAUUUUCCAUAGGUUCUUUCCAGCCUCUGAACUCAUUCCAUGUUUCACAUGCUGCUUCCUCAGCACAGAUGGGAUCAUCUGCUUCCUGCUCUCUAGAGAAGACAAAGACUGUGCAAGAGGCAGCUGCUUCUGGUGAGAGCAGUCAGCCGCUGGUCCACAAGGAGGAACUUUCGGGGAAGAAAGCUGGAAAAGCAGUCAAUGAACUCAAUGCCUUGAGAAAGUUUUCGGUCUCCUCUGCACGGGAGAGACCAAGGACCAAAAGCCUACACUUCCCAGAAAGAUCAGAGUUGGAAAGCCCAUUAAAUACCGCAUUCUCCCUGUCCAAAGCAAAGGUCUUCUCAAGAAAAGAGAAGUGGAAAGGAGACUUGCAGAAGGGAUCAGAUCUGGAGGAGGAAAAAAGUAGGAACAAAAAGCAGGCUUUGCUGCCGGAGUCCGACUCUGAGAACACAGUCCAACUCACAGAAGUUUCGUCUGGCUGCGUUUCUCUGUCUGUCGAUGCGGUGCCGGUGCCAAGCGAUUCUUUGGUGGUAUCUCAGAAUCAGCCAAGCUGUGAAGAUAAAAGUCCUUUUCAAGUGAAACUUAGAUCCACCUCACUGUCCUUGAAAUAUAGAGACAACUCGUCACCAGAAUCAAAAGGAAUUAAAAGAUACAGUGCAGAGUUUAAUUUAGAAAACGAGGGAUUGACUACCUUUCUAAAAGGUGAUAAGGCACAGAUCAAAAAAACAGCUGAUACAAAUAUUGGUGAUUCUUUAAAUGAAAAGAUCAAACCCAAAGCAAAGUCCUCCGAACAGCUUAGUAGCAAACCUCCGUUGCCUAAAAAGCCAGCCUUGCAAAAUGUGAUCGUUCCAAAUACUGCUGCGAACAAGGAGAAGCAAGACAAAACUAUUCACUCUCCUGAAUCCAGAAAUGAAGACAGAGACUUGGAGAAAAAGGGAAAUCCUUGUAAAGUGCCUGAGAGAAGCGUGCCUUCCACCGCGGCUGCUGGAGACUCCGGAAGAGAUCCCAACACUCCCGCAGAGCCAGCCUGGAUUUCCAUCGCGAGGCAAAAGCAGAGGGGCAUGCAGCAGGAGCAGGAACUCAACACAGAAAAACCUGUGGCUUUGGAUGUUAGGCCAGAGGCAGAGAAACAGAGUAAAGAGAAAGAACGCACAGAGGAGUUGGUGAAGCAGCAAUGGAGCAAACCUUCACACUUGGCACCUAAAACCACUUCUGAAGAACAGAGGAAAGAGACGAAGUCUGAAGUGAGGGAGCCGCUGCUGAGACUGAGUUCACUGUCACAUUAUUUCCCUGCAGCUCCAUCACCAGCACUGGUGGAUAAAGAGGCAAUGAGCCACUUGAAGAAAGUCAGUAAUACUGCUCCGGAUCAGCCAUCGUGGAUGGAACUGGCCAAAAAGAAAUCGCAAGCCUGGAGUGAUAUGCCACAGAUUAUAAAAUAG
Messenger RNA from Opisthocomus hoazin, 2928 nucleotides. RefSeq names its product CRACD like (gene CRACDL). Lineage: Eukaryota; Metazoa; Chordata; Aves; Opisthocomiformes; Opisthocomidae. The record is from RefSeq and is a predicted model, not a curated record.